GAACUAUGGAUCAAUUACUAGAUUCUGCUUUCAAUAUGUUUGAAUUGCCGAAUUCAAUUAGUUGGUCUCCAACUUUAUUGUCAUCUGAAGGAUCAAAAGGAGAUGAAUUUAGAGGCUUUUCUCAACCAAAUAUUACAGUUGCUAUAUCUAGUCCUUUCUCAUUUCAUAAUCAUACGCUUACAGCUGCUGGUGCUGAUAAUGAUGAUCAUCCAAUUCAGAAGGCCAUUGAUUUCAAGCAACAAGAAUUUUACUACAAUGUUAAUAGCUCUGGCCUUUCUUCUUCUUCUAAUUCUUCUUGUUCUUCUCAGUCCUUGAAAAACAAGGAUGGUCUUAAUAAGAUGAUCACAGAUUCAAGUCUCAAACUCAAGAAGAAGAAGAAGAAGAUUAAGUAUGUUGAUGGAUUAGAUAAGGCAGAUAGAUCGAGGAAAAGAAUAAGAUGGACAAAGGAACUUCAUAGACAGUUUGUUCAAUGUGUAAAUGUUCUUGGUGGUGCAGAAAAUGCUACCCCUAAAGCAAUUCUUCUUAUGAUGGGUUCUGAUGGAUUGACUAUUUUACAUGUUAAGAGUCAUUUGCAGAAAUAUAGAACCACGAGAUCAAUGCAAGAUCCUGCACAAGGAAAAUCUGACAAGACCCAUAAGUUAUCUCAAAAGAUUAACCCAAAGAUAAGUAACCAAAUUAACCAGGCUUUGAAGAUGCACAUGGAUGUUCAAAAGAAGCUACAAGAUCAAUUGAAGAUUCAAAAAAAGCUAGAGUUGCAGAUUGAGGAACAAGGAAAACAGCUAAAACAGAUGUUAAUGCAGCAAUAUAUAUAA
Molecule: messenger RNA, 812 nt
Organism: Impatiens glandulifera
Lineage: Eukaryota; Viridiplantae; Streptophyta; Magnoliopsida; Ericales; Balsaminaceae
Product: myb family transcription factor PHL5-like
Exons: 6
Coding region: 6-812 (268 amino acids)
Molecular function (GO): DNA-binding transcription factor activity; DNA binding
Source: RefSeq, a predicted model, not a curated record